GUGUCAGGAAUAGAAUAACCCAGAUUAAUCUAUUGCGCACGGCCAGGCUCUAGAAGGGGGGGUUCUGGUUGCUGAAAAAAAUCGGUGUUAUUUGUAGCCAGCAGGGAAACAAAACCUCACCUGAGACUGCCAGGCUGGGAGAUAAGUGACCUGAGACACCGACGGAUACAUCGUAUAGAUCAGCCAUUGUGCACCUAUCUAGCUUUGGCAGGAGGAAUGGCGUUAGAUUUCCUGGCAGGAUGCGCUGGAGGUGCAGCUGGCGUGUUAGUAGGGCAUCCCUUUGAUACCGUUAAGAUCCCCCCUGUAUCCAGCUGAUGGCAUCUUGUGUAAUCUUGCUGGAUUCCUGUGUGUAUAUACCAACACCCCACAACUCCGUAAGGUCCGCCUACAAGUUCAGAGCGUCUCAAAACCACUCUACCGAGGAACCAUACAUUGUUUUCAGUCGAUUAUCAAGCAGGAAUCUACUAUGGGACUGUACAAAGGGGUUGGCUCCCCUAUGAUGGGACUUACGUUCAUCAAUGCUCUUGUGUUUGGUGUCCAAGGUAACGCCAUCCGAUAUCUGGGACAAGACACACCGUUAAAUCAAUUUCUUGCGGGCGCUGCAGCUGGUUCCAUCCAAUGUGUGAUUUGCUGCCCCAUGGAGUUGGCAAAAACCAGAAUGCAACUUCAGGGAACAGGUGAAUACAAAUCAAGGUCCAAAACCUACAAAAAUUCAUUAGACUGUUUGGUAAAAAUCCACCGUAAAGAGGGCUGGAAAGGUAUCAACCGAGGUAUGGUAACCACGUUCCUUAGAGAAACACCAAGUUUUGGAUUUUAUUUUUUAACAUAUGAUUAUCUAACAAGAUAUCUAAGUUGUGAACCCAAUGAUAAACUAAUUAUUCCAAAGCUGUUAUUUGCUGGGGGCAUGUCUGGAAUUGUAUCCUGGUUGUCAACCUAUCCCAUUGAUGUGAUCAAGUCACGGCUUCAGGCUGAUGGCGUUGGAGGAGUGAACAAUUACAAUGGAAUCUUAGACUGUGUUAGGAAGAGUUACGAGGUAGAAGGCUGGAGAGUCUUUACUAGAGGACUGACUUCUACUUUGCUUCGAGCCUUCCCAGUCAAUGCAGCCACGUUUGCCACUGUUACGAUGUUUCUUAUGUACAUGAGAGGGGAAAACAACAUCAACGAAUGCGAGGCAGGACCAGCAAUACAACAGCCAACCAGCAUGUGAAUAAUCCUCAGCUUGUGUGAAAACAAUACCUUGUAGAAAGAGAUUUUUAUAUUAGUGCUGUAUACAUUUAAUGUACAUAAAUUUUAUGUAUAAUUUGUUUUUGUAUUGUAUUUUAGACAGGUCUUCAUCUCCAUUAGUUGGCAACUAGACUGUAUCAUUGAAUCACCAAUAUGCAUUUUGCAAUGUAAAUCAAUAUUUGGAUUCUGGAUAAUAACAAUAUUACCGGGAAGUAUUCCCAAAACAACAGUAUAAAUAUUAUAAUUAUAGCAUAUUUUAAAUGUGCAAUAUAACUCUGUAUAUGCUUUUGAGUGUUGGGAAAAACAUAUAUAUACACAUACAUACGUAUAUAUGUGUGUGUAUUUGUGUAUAUAUAUAUAUAUAUAUAUAUAUAAUAUAUAUAUAUAUAUAUAUAUAUAUAUAUAUAUAAGUACUGGUCAAUGUGACAUUCAUUUCUGUCGAAAAUCCUUUUGGUAGGCAGUUAUACUGUAUUUUAAUUGUAGAACAAAUCUUUCAUUCCUAUAUAUAAAAGUGUAUGUUUUUAUAUAUUUAUAAUGGAUGAACAACCAAACUCCUCUGAAAGCUGAACUGAUAGGUCAAUGUAAUUGUGGCGUUACCUAAGGAACCUGUACUGUUUAUGACAAUAUGUGAAUAUCUAUAUCAAAGAUCAUUUGGGGCUACUGAAUUCAAAUAUUUAUUUAUAUACAAUGUUUUACUUAUUCAGACAAUAUAUUUUAAUUUUUGGUAGAAGUUUUAAAUUGUACAGAUUUUAUGUCCUAGAAGUUUUUUGCUCAUUAAUGUUACCCAUAGUAGAUUAAAUACAAAAAAAAUAUUCUUUAAUAUUUGAACUGAUAAUAAAAAUUGUAUAGAUCCUGUAAAUUCAAUAUGUAACAUAGGGCCACAAUAAAAUGCAUUACAACAUACGAUCAUGGCCAAAGAGUUUAAGGACCAUUAAUUGUAUUAAUCAACAGAUGCAUAAUACUAAAACAAUGGAAUAACACUUAUUUUAAGUUUUAAAGGAGCAGUGGAUUUUUUUCUGACAUUUUCUUUUCCUUUUCGUUUUCCUGUCCCCUGUGUCACGACAGGUGUCAGCCAAUCAAACUCAUAUAUGUCUAUAUCUUCCUUUUAUCUAUCACCUAUAAAUAGAACAAAUCUAUCUAUAUGGACCCCUUUAUCUAUUACCUAUCUACAUGUGUGCCAUCCAGAUACACCUGGUGAAAAAUGUCACAUUCUACAGUAAAGAUACCUAAGCAUUUGUGAAUUCUUUCCGAAUGGCUAUAAAUUAAAAAUAUUUGAAUUGUUAUAUAGACAAUUAAAAUAUAUAUGGAAAUGGUGCAAUAUGAAUAUAUAUAUAUAUUUCUUUCAUAAAAAAACAAACAGACAAAAACAUGGAAAGAAUACAUUUUAUAUAUUUAUUUUAUUCUCGAGCAGUUUUGAUGCCAAUUGGUCUUAGAAAUGUUGCAUAUGUAUGUAUUAUGGGUAACCAAUAUAUUAAAAAGCUGGCUGCACCAAUGGCUUAAAAAUAUUGUAUGUUUUUAAGCAGAGAGGAAUUUUUUUUCCCUUUUUGUUUUCGAAACAAAUAUCACUGUAUUUUCUUAAUAAAAUAAAUUCUAAUAUUUA
Molecule: messenger RNA, 2824 nt
Organism: Bombina bombina (fire-bellied toad)
Lineage: Eukaryota; Metazoa; Chordata; Amphibia; Anura; Bombinatoridae
Gene: SLC25A29
Product: solute carrier family 25 member 29
Exons: 5
Coding region: 467-1207 (246 amino acids)
Biological process (GO): mitochondrial L-ornithine transmembrane transport
Cellular component (GO): mitochondrion
Molecular function (GO): high-affinity L-arginine transmembrane transporter activity
Source: RefSeq, a predicted model, not a curated record